Arabis nemorensis is the source of this 3804-nucleotide messenger RNA. The record is from the annotation of a GenBank genome assembly. NCBI's taxonomy places the organism in Eukaryota, Viridiplantae, Streptophyta, Magnoliopsida, Brassicales, Brassicaceae.
AUGGCGACGAUCCCUCUCAAGCUCGUGAUAGCUUACUCAGUUUUAGUUAGCGCAGAGCUUCCCCACUCUGCAACAAGACAUUCAAAAGAGUACUGCGCAAUGUAUGACAUUUGUGGAGAACGCAGCGAUGGAAAAGUCCUUAACUGUCCUUAUGGUUCGCCCUCCAUUAAGCCUGACGAGCUGUUUUCUGCCAAAAUCCAAAGCCUGUGUCCAACCAUAAGUGGGAAAGUCUGUUGUUCAGAGGCUCAAUUUGACACUUUGAGGUCCCAAGUUCAACAGGCUGUCCCUUUUCUUGUCGGUUGUCCUGCAUGCUUAAGGAACUUCUUAAACCUGUUCUGCGAGCUCUCGUGCUCUCCAAAUCAGUCUCUUUUCAUCAAUGUCACUUCUGUUGCUGAGGUGAGUGGAAAUUUGACAGUGGAUGGUAUAGAUUAUCACGUAACUGAUACAUUUGGAGAAGGGCUUUACGAGUCUUGUAAAGAGGUGAAAUUUGGAACGAUGAACACUCGUGCCAUAAAUUUUGUUGGUGGUGGUGCUAAAAAUUUCAGAGAGUGGUUUGCGUUUAUUGGUCAGAAAGCACCAUCUGGCUUCCCUGGUUCACCGUAUGCAAUAAAUUUCAAAUCAACUACCCCUGAGUCAUCUGCAAUGGUGCCAAUGAACUUAUCUGUUUAUUCAUGUGGUGACACAUCACUUGGAUGCUCUUGUGGUGAUUGCCCUUCAUCACCCUCUUGCUCAAGUUCGGAACCCCUGCCGCCCCGUGAGGAAGACUCUUGCUCAAUUAGAAUUGGUCCUCUAAAGGUUAGAUGCAUUGAGUUAUCAAUGGUACUUGUAUACAUCUUGCUGCUUUCUUGCUUCUUGGGGUGGGCUACUUUAAAUCGAAGAAGAGGUAUAACACAACCUGGUGGUAGCUCAGAGCCACUACUGUAUCCUGUGGAAGAAGAUGGAAUUGGUAGUGAACCGAAGGAAAGCACACUCGGUGUCAAGGUGAAAAGACACGCUCAACUCUCUCCCGUUCAGAGAUACAUGGCAAAGUUUUACAGAACAUACGGGUCAUGGAUUGCUAGAAAUCCAUCUCUUGUUCUCUUCACGUCGGUGGCUAUUGUCAUUGCGCUCGGUGUAGGUCUCGUUCGUUUUAAGGUGGAAACACGGCCAGAAAAGCUGUGGGUAGGUCCUGGGAGCAAAGCCGCAGAAGAGAAAAAGUUCUUUGAUAGCCACCUUGCGCCAUUCUACAGAAUCGAGCAGCUUAUCUUGGCCACUGUUCCUGAUUCCAAAAGUGGCAUGGCGCCUAGUAUUGUGACAGAGGAAAAUAUUCUUUUGCUUUUUGACAUACAAGAGAAGGUCGAUAAACUUCGUGGAAAUUAUUCAGGUUCAGAGGUCCCUCUGACUGACAUUUGCUUGAAGCCGUUGGGAGAUGAUUGUGCCACUCAGAGUAUUCUGCAGUAUUUCAAGAUGGACUCUGGAACUUUUGAUGAAUAUGGAGGAGUUGAGCAUGCUGAGUACUGUUUCCAGCAUUACACUUCAUCAGAGACGUGUUUAAGCGCUUUUCAGGCGCCUGUUGAUCCUAGUGCAGUGUUGGGAGGGUUCUCGGGGAAUAACUAUUCGGAGGCAACUGCGUUUGUUGUAACAUAUCCAGUUAACAAUGCCAUUGGUGAUUCAAGCAACGAAAACGCAAGGGCAGUAGCAUGGGAAAAAUCGUUCAUUCAAUUAGCAAAGGAGGAGCUGCUACCUAUGGUGCGAUCCAAGAAUUUGACUCUUUCAUUUUCGUCCGAAAGCUCAAUAGAGGAAGAGCUGAAAAGAGAAAGCACUGCCGAUAUUAUAACAAUAGCUGUAAGCUAUCUGGUUAUGUUUGUUUAUAUUUCCGUCACACUUGGAGAUGCUCCACAGUUUUAUACUUUCUACAUUUCAUCAAAGGUCUUGCUCGGUCUUUCGGGGGUUGUGCUUGUCUUGCUUUCUGUACUUGGAUCUGUUGGAUUCUUCAGUGCCCUUGGAUUUAAAUCCACAUUGAUCAUAAUGGAAGUCAUUCCUUUCCUAGUCCUGGCUGUGGGAGUAGAUAAUAUGUGCAUAUUGGUUCAUGCUGUAAAGAGACAGCCUCAUGAUGUUUCUUUAGAGGAACGGAUCAGCUCUGCACUUGUUGAAGUAGGUCCAUCCAUAACGUUGGCAAGUUUAUCAGAGGUCUUGGCUUUUGCUGUUGGAGCUUUUGUUCCAAUGCCAGCAUGUCGUAUCUUCUCCAUGUUUGCAGCUUUGGCUAUUAUGCUGGACUUUUUUCUGCAAAUCACCGCUUUUGUUGCGCUAAUAGUUUUUGACUACAAAAGGGCCGCGGAUAACAGGAUUGAUUGUUUCCCUUGCAUAAAAGUUUCUUCAUCUCGAGAAUCUGUUGAAGGUGGAAGAGGACCUGGCUUUCUUGAGAGAUACAUGAAGGAGGUUCAUGCACCCAUUCUUGGACUUUGGGUUGUUAAAAUGGUUGUUGUCGCUGUAUUCGUGGCUUUUGCGCUGGCAAGCAUUGCCCUAAGCCCAAGGCUUGAAACUGGCUUGGAGCAGCAAAUUGUUCUUCCUCGGGACUCUUACCUUCAAGACUAUUUCGAUAGUCUCGCAGAGUACCUCAGAGUGGGGCCACCUUUGUAUUUUGUAGUCAAGGAUUACAAUUAUAGCUUGGAAUCAAGUCAAACAAAUCAGUUGUGCUCUAUCAGCAAAUGCAAUUCAAAUUCCCUAUUAAAUGAGAUAUCAAAAGCGUCACAGGCUCCAGAAACAAGUUACAUUGCCAAACCAGCUGCUUCUUGGCUCGAUGAUUUUCUUGUAUGGCUAUCACCAGAGGCUUUUGGCUGUUGUCGGAAGUUCACUAAUGAUAGUUAUUGUCCUCCAGAUGACCAGCCACCUUGCUGCACGCCUGAAGAAGAUAUAUGCGGUUUAGAUGGGAUCUGUAAAGACUGUACUACAUGCUUUCGACACUCAGAUUUGGUUCAGGAUCGUCCCUCUACAGCUCAAUUCAGGGAGAAACUACCCUGGUUUCUAAAUGCUUUGCCAUCGGCUGACUGUGCAAAGGGUGGUCAUGGGGCUUAUACGAAUAGCGUGGAUUUAAAAGGGUAUGAGACUGGUGUUAUACAGGCAUCUGAGUUCCGUACAUACCACACUCCACUUAACACACAAGGUGACUAUGUUAAUUCACUGCGAGCUGCUCGGGAGUUCAGUUCAAGAAUCUCCGAUUCCUUGAAGAUCGAGAUCUUCCCAUAUUCUGUCUUCUACAUUUUCUUCGAGCAAUAUCUGAAUAUCUGGACAGUAGCUUUGACCAACCUUGCUAUAGCAAUCGGUGCUAUUUUUAUUGUUUGCCUAUUAAUGACUUCCAGUGCCUGGAGUUCAGCCAUCAUUGUCCUUGUUUUAGUGAUGAUACUCUUGGAUCUCAUGGGCAUGAUGGUGAUUCUGGGCAUCCAACUCAAUGCAGUUUCUGUUGUAAAUUUGAUCAUGUCAAUCGGGAUUGCUGUGGAAUUCUGUGUGCACAUAUCGCAUGCUUUCCUGAUGAGUAGUGGUAACAGAGAACAAAGAGCAAGGGGGGCACUGGAAACCAUGGGAGGUUCCGUAUUUAGUGGGAUCACACUCACAAAACUUGUUGGAGUGAUGGUGCUUUGCUUUGCAAGAUCAGAGAUAUUUGUGGUGUACUACUUCCAAAUGUACUUGGCUUUGGUUAUAAUCGGCUUCUUGCAUGGGCUCGUUUUCUUACCUGUCAUACUGAGUCUAGUUGGGCCUCCGCAGCGAUACUUGGAGAUCGAGGAGCAGCAGCAGAGGGACGAAGCUUCUUCUUCCAUAUUGAGCUGA